CAGUGCAUGCUGGGUAACAGCAGCUGCCACUUCUCUCCGUCAUGGCGUCCCGUGUCCUGCGCCAGUGCGUCCGCUCGCUCGCCCGGCCCUCGCUGAGGCUUCUCACCGCCAACCCGACGGUGAGAGCCGCUCCAGCCCCUCUAGCCGCAGCCGUCCGACCUUUCUCCUUUGCCGCAGACAGCCGGAGGACGCGGUGGCUCGGACAGAGCCCGAUCUUAUCAGGUGUCUUGUGCCGACAAUACGGGGACCUGCCCCCCCUCACGCUAGAGACCAUCAAAGAUCGUGUCAUGUACGUGCUCAAGCUCUACGACAAGAUCAACCCCGAGAGUCUGCAAGCAUCCUCCCACUUUAUGAAAGACCUGGGUCUGGACAGCUUGGACCAGGUGGAGAUCAUUAUGGCCAUGGAGGAUGAGUUUGGCUUUGAGAUUCCCGAUGCAGAAGCAGAGAAGCUGAUGACUCCAUCGGAGAUCGUACAGUACAUCGCAGACAAGAAGGAUGUUUAUGAAUAAUCUGUUCUACAAGAGUGUGACCAAUCGGACACCAAAUAUCUUCACUGCUUCAGUGUUUGGCGCAUCAAUGUUCCAGCUGUAUGUCAUCCUACCCUCACGGUGUAUCAUUUAGUCAGUUGAUCAAUAAAAAAAACAUACAACAUACAUUUUGUCACUAUGGAUGUCGCUGCAGCAAAAAAAAUAAGUUGACUCUCUUGGGGAGAAGUCCGUUGGCAUUGACCUUCUGGGGGGGGGAAAUCAGCUCUGUCAUCAACGGUUGACCAUAGUUCUUUGCUAACAGUAAGGCCUCAAGUCUGAACUGUAAACAUAAAACACAUUUUUAAUAGUUUUUACAUGUGUAAAACAAUUUUAAGCGCAUAGAAAUGAACAUUUUAAGGUUAUUUACCGUCACUGAAGAUGUGAUUGCUGCAGGGAAAUCAGACACCACCUUUUUGUUUUGCCAUGAGUCGUGUCUCGAAUUCAAUAGUUUUUCCUCAUCUUUAUUAAAAUGCUGGCACUUGCAAAUUUCUUAGGCUCCAUUUCGCAGCAGUGAUCAAAGUAAGAGUUGAGGUGAGAAACACUAUUGAAGAAAUAACUCCUGGCAAAACAGGAAGGCGGUGUCCGUGUUGAGCUCGUUUUCAACAAUCACGUCAGUGAAGGUAAAAAGGACCUUAAAUGUUCAUUUAUGCCUUUCAUUUAUAUGCAAAAACAUGUUUUCUGGAACAGGUUAAGUGAAUUGACAUUUCUACAUUAGGAGGGCUAGUUAGCUAUGCUAAUUUGUGCUUAACUGCUGUUUUGCUGCCAUGUUACAAAUAAAAGCCUGCCUGAGAUGACACAUUCCAA
Dunckerocampus dactyliophorus (ringed pipefish) is the source of this 1331-nucleotide messenger RNA. RefSeq names its product NADH:ubiquinone oxidoreductase subunit AB1b (gene ndufab1b). Gene Ontology annotation, biological process: fatty acid biosynthetic process. Lineage: Eukaryota; Metazoa; Chordata; Actinopteri; Syngnathiformes; Syngnathidae. The coding region runs from base 42 to 509 and encodes 155 amino acids. Gene Ontology annotation, cellular component: mitochondrion. The record is from RefSeq and is a predicted model, not a curated record. Gene Ontology annotation, molecular function: acyl binding; acyl carrier activity. The transcript is spliced from 5 exons.